AAUAAUAAUAUGUAUUCAACAAACAGUCAAUAAUGUACAAAAGACUAUGUUUGUUAGUUACAUAAAUAGGAAAAGUAACUCGGCCUCUAUCCUUAAGGAAAUUAGAUUUUGUUAGGGAAUUGGGAUAUACACAAGUAACCAUGAGACAAAUCAGAUGAUGAUGAUGAUGAUGAUGAUGAUGAUGAAAUCUAAAGGAGUGAUCAGAUGCACUUAGGAGAGACUAAAAGAUAAAAAUCUGUUGGAGCUAGGAGGAAAAGGCUGGGAUCCAAUAAAGAUUCGGAUUCCUAUAACUAGAGAUGGAGGAGUGAGGCAGAUGGAGGACAGCUUAUUCAUCCUUGAUGGGAGAAUAAUCCAGUUUGACUGGAGCCCAAGAAAGUAGAUCAAAAUCCGACCGUGGAGAGCUUUGAGUACUAAACUAUGGUAUUCAUAUUUUAUUUGGUAAAUAAUAAGGUUUUGGGAAAGGAGUGACGGAUCAGACCGUCUAGAACGGCAAGAAUGUCGAGGAUAGAUUGGAAAAAAGGUCACAGUGUGGAGACAGGGUGCGUUAAGAGAUUCCAGAUGAACUGUAAUGGACUGAAGGAAGGUGAUGAUAGUGGAAAUGGAAAGAGAGGAAUAGAGAGAUAUUAGAGAUGCUAGAGAGUUACUGAAGGCCGAUUUGAUAGGACUGAACUGACUGAUAAAUUUGGAGGAUGAGGAAGAGGGGCUUGUCAAGGAGAAUUCUAAAGGUUCCUUCCUGAACGAUGCUAGGGGAAUUGUGGUACUGUCAGUAGAGAAGUUCAGUAGUUAGAGGGGUUUUAGAAGAGAGUUGAUGACUUCAGGUGAGGACCUGUCAUCCACAGGAGGAUGUCCAGCAGGCAUUCAGAAAUGGGGACCUGCAGUGAUGGGUUUGAGAGUCACUUACAUCAUUAAAUUCAUAGCCAGGGCCUUGAAGGAGGAACCAAGAGAUUGAGAAGGAGUGGUCAAACAGGUGGGAGAUGCACCAUGGUGAGAGUAGCAACAUGGCAGCAAGAGAAGGAAGGAAACUGUCUCUAGAAGGGGGGGUGGUCUGGGGGCAGGUACGUGGUCAAUGAAUAGAGAGCCAGGCCUGGAGACAGGAGGUCCUGGUUUCAUAUCUGCCCACAGACACUUGCCAGUGUUGUGACCCUGGGCAAGUCGCUUAACCCUUGUUGCCCUUCUUGCUCGUCUGCCUUGGGGCCAAUACACAGUAUUAAUUCUAAGACAGGUGAGGGUUUAAAAAGCUAGAUAAAGCGGGUGGGGGCAAUGGUUGCUCAUGUUAGAUGCUGCAGAAAGCUCUUGUGUUCCCUUACCAGUCCUGUCCCAUUAGAGCCUUUCCCCAAAGUCUGUUGAGAGCAGGGGGGAGUGGGAAAUGGCACUGCUCAGCGGAGAGGGGGAAAUGGGAAAGGAAGGGCCAAAAGACUGAAGACACAGAUUUGAGGUGCGCAGAGGAUGGCGUUUGAGGCCAUCUCUAGGGGCAGUGAUGGGGCCUGUCCUGUAUCUCUGGUGGAGCCAAUUGAGGGGGUGCCUCCAUAGAGGGGGCCAAAGCCACGUAGGUGUCUCAUUUCAGCAUCUCAUCUUGGAGACGUUUGUUCAGGAGAGAGGGAACUAGAUUCUGAUCUGUUGUCUAGUGUGUGAGAUGACUCUUGGCUAUGUAUUAAUUAGUAGGAGAAAAUUUACUUGGUGGGGAUUAAAAUGGUUUUGUCAUUCAGUCAUGUUGAACUCUUUGUGACUCCAUUCAUAGUUUUGUUGGCAUAGAUACUGGAGUGGUGGGCCAUUUCCUUAUAGAUGAGGAGGAAACUGAGGCCAACAGGGUGAGGUGACUUGCCCAGGGUCAUGCAGCUAGUGAGUGUCUGAGGUCAGAUUUGAACUGAGGAAGCUGAAUGAGUCUUCCUGUCUCUAGGGCCAGCACUCUGCUCUUUGGUGCCACCUAGCUGCCCAUUAAAAUGGUACAUUAUGAGUGUUAAAGUGGUGUAAAGUUCAUAAAUCUCAUCUGAUUUCUCAGGCUUUACUAAAAAGAUAGAUUGAGGGAAGAUAGGAAAGAAGUAACUGAUUUCAUGUUAAUGUUCCUGUACUUGGUAUAUACAUGUAUUAGUGUUUUUAAGCUGCGAAUAGUUCUUAAGCCUCCGGUCCCCCAAAUCUCUGGAGAUACUUGGCAACACUGCUGAUGUUUUGGUAGCUUUCCGGGGAGGCUGAGACUACGUCCUCAUUUGAAGGAGGCGACCAGAUAGUGCUGGUGUGUGAGACGUUGAGAUGCUGGCUAAAAGUAAUGGCUUGGGACGGCUAGGUGGCACAGUGGCUAGAGCUUCAGGCCUGGAGUCGGGGGGUCCUGGGUUCAGUUUUGGCCUCAGACACUUGCUAGUGGGUGAGCCCUGGGCCAGUCACUCAGUCCCAAUUGCCUGGGCCCUCCUGUUCUGCCUCCGCGUUGUUACUAAGAAGGAAAGGGUUAAAAAAGGAACAAGGAAGCCUCUUUCCAGCAGUUUCUUCCUUACUUGUGGACAAGCCAGGAAACGAAUUGGCCCUCAUCCUUGUAUCAUCCUUGUGAUUAAUUUUUAACUCGCCCUGAGCGAGUUCCUCGGGGAAGCUGGCCUUUUACCUUCUUAACCACUUACGUUGAGCAAUCCCGGGGCAGAGGCUUUCCCGUGGCACGUGCUUGACGAAUACUGGGCCAGUUACCUUGCAGAGCAGACCGAGCGUGCUUCUUGGCCAUGUUGCCCACACCAGAAAUCCGUUUCUCUGCAAGCACACGGAAGAAGGCUUGCGUGUGAAAGAUCACCAGAAGAGGCCUUCCAGCUCCUGCUUUGGGGCCCUGGGGACUUCGAGGGUCUUUUCCCGUCCAGAGACGGGCCCGCCGCCGCUGCCGCCGCCGCCGCCGGUUCCUGUGGGCCGUGGUGCUGCUCGGCAUGGUUGGCCUUCUGGGCCUCUCGGAAAGGGCAGCCAGGCCUCCUGCCAGCAGUGGCCCCCGGUGUGUACAGACGGAGCCUCUGGCACGCUGCCUCCAGCCCCACUACAGGCCCGCUGGGCGCUUUUUGCUUUCUCGGUGUCCUCACCCCGGCCAGUCUCCCUCCCUUGACCUCCACCUCAGCCCGUGCUGUUGGGCCGGCCGGCUCCCUGCAGGCUCCGCCCCCUUGUGGCGAGAGCCCCUCCCCCGGGGCCGAGCCAGGCCGGGGAGAGAAUGGACUGACUGGCUUCCACCCUUGGCUGAGGGCGGAGAAGGUGGGCCGGGAGGAGGACGCUGGGCUGCUGAGGCCAGGCAGAAGGAGCUCCGAGCACCUUCCCUCCUACCUGGAGGCACGAAAGCAGUUUGAAGCUCAGGCUGCGGGGCUGUGAUGGCUCGCUUCUCUCAGAGCUGAAGCCCAGAAGCCGGUGGCAGGCUCUCUGGGAGGGGCCCCGGGGAGAGCCUCUGAGCGGCACUGGACGGUCUUCAGAGGCCUCCAGAAGAUGGCCCAACGCCGUGCUUGGGAAUGAGAACUCGAGCCUGCAGCCAGGUGGACGCAGCUCAGUGCAUGGCUGGGAGGCUUCGGGCGUGUUUGCAGUUCGGUGAGCUUAAACCUCCCUCUGCCUGCCAAGAGAAACCAGAUUCUUUUGGCGAUGGCAGCAGCCUCGUCGGAAAUAAGGGGGAGCUGGUUCAAGGAGUAGAACUGUGGUUUGGGAAGAAAGCCAUGAAGCUCGUAAGGGGUGUCAUGAACGACGUCUCGUGGAACAGAGCUGCCUGGAAGUGGCACAUUCAGGACCCGGCAAGCCAGCGGUUGACAUGGAACAAAUCUCCAAAGAGUGUCCUCGUAAUCAAGAAGAUCCGAGACGCCAGUCUCCUGCAGCCUUUUAAAGCCCUCUGUGUGUAUCUCAUGGAGGAAAACAACAUGAUCGUCUACGUAGAAAAAAAAGUUCUAGAAGACCCUGCCAUAGUGAACGAUGAACACUUUGGAGCUGUGAAGAAGAAAUUCUGCACCUUCAGAGAAGAUUACGAUGACAUCUCCAAUCAGAUCGACUUCAUCAUCUGCCUGGGAGGAGACGGGACCCUGCUCUAUGCUUCUUCACUCUUCCAGGGCAGCGUGCCUCCGGUGAUGGCCUUCCACCUGGGCUCUCUGGGCUUUCUGACUCCAUUCAACUUCGAGAACUUCCAGUCGCAGGUCACUCAGGUCAUAGAAGGGAACGCGGCCAUCGUUCUCCGGAGCAGGCUCAAGGUCAAGGUGGUGAAGGAGCUCCGGGAAAAGAAGGGCCCCGUGCUGCAGAACGGCAUCGACGAGAACGGCGUGCUGGCGCCCGGCCUGGACAAGGACAGCCCCAAGCACAUGGUCAACUACCAGGUCCUGAAUGAAGUGGUCAUCGAUCGCGGUCCCUCCUCCUACCUUUCCAACGUCGACGUGUAUCUAGACGGACACCUGAUAACUACGGUCCAAGGGGACGGAGUGAUUGUGUCCACCCCCACCGGGAGCACAGCGUAUGCCGCCGCCGCAGGGGCCUCCAUGAUCCACCCCAACGUCCCCGCCAUCAUGAUCACGCCCAUCUGCCCGCACUCGCUGUCCUUCCGGCCCAUCGUGGUGCCCGCAGGAGUGGAGCUCAAGGUUGGUGGGGACGCCCCGGCCCUCCCAGCUAGCCGGGACCCCUGGGGCGGGGCUGUGUGGAUGCUCCCCUUCUCGGCCCCCUCCCUCCAUCACCUCGCCACAGCCGCUUCCGGCCUGUCUCCUUGGCCCCAAAGUGCCCGUCGACUCCCUCUCGGUCCAGAACGGGGCCCAGAGCCCGGGAGGCGCUCGGAGCCUUGGCUCCCCGGCCCGCCUGGGCCUCGGGCCUGCCGCCCCUUCCUCCCGGCCCGGACGUCCAGAGCCAGCUUCCCAGGGGCUUCCUUGCUGCUUUUUCUAGAUCAUGCUGUCACCAGAAGCUCGGAACACGGCCUGGGUUUCCUUUGACGGGCGGAAGAGACAAGAAAUCUGCCACGGAGACAGGUGAGUGUUUGCCUCCGCGUUUCCCCUCUCCUGGAGGGUCCGCGCCUCACCUGGGUCCCGUCCAGUCCUUGUCCCUGUGGGCCCCCCCUCCAAGGUGGGCUCGGGGCUGGCCAGGUGAACCCCGAGGGCACCCGCACUACUCGUGGAGCAGGUGCCGAGGUGCUGCCCUCCUCUGGGGGCUGAAGGGUGUGUGGAGCUCCGGGAGGUCAGGCGCUGGGUCUGCCUGGGCAGGGCCCCCAGCAGCACCCGGUCCUAGGAGGGGCCCCAGAACUCUGCGUCCGAGCCUCUCGUUUGGGAGAGAAGGAAGAACCCCAGACGGCAGAGGCAGAGCCUGGAUUCAAGGGCCUUCUCGGGGGUGGCUCCAGGGCCGCCCCUUCCUCUCCCGCUUCUCAGCGCAGCCCAGACGGCUGUCCCCGUGAGAGCCAGGAGGGUUCUCCAGGCUGCCUUCGUGCCCUGGCCGUGCCCGGGGCUCCUGCAUUCACUGGGGGGCGGCCUCGGGGCUCCCCGGCACUCCACCUCGUAACGCUGGCCUGCUCUGUUUGUGUGCCAGCAUCAGCAUCACUACCUCGUGUUACCCUCUCCCCUCCAUCUGCUUCCGGGACCCCGUGAGCGACUGGUUCGAGAGCCUGGCCGAGUGUCUGCACUGGAACGUCCGAAAGAAGCAGAACCACUUCACUGGGGAGGAAGAGGAGUUCUAGGCGGCGGCGCCCCCGAGCUCUGGACUGCCAGGGAGCGUGUGCGAAUCCUUUCAAAGUGUCUUCUUCUCCCUUGCCUGCGGCUCCUGCAGCUCGACCAAUCUGUGUGUGUCUGUGUCUGUAAAUAGAUAGAUAUAUUUUGGAAUACGGUGACGUACCUCAUAUCGGUUGUCUGAUCUGCUCAUGACCAGAUAUCAUGUUAUUUCCUAUCUACUGGCCAAAGGGAAGAGUUGAAAACUUGUCUUUUUUUGUCAGCCAAAUUCACUUUGUUUUAAUGUUUUGGAUUCCCUCUCUGUGUUUUCUAAAGAAGCAAAAAGAGAAAGGAGGCGGCAUUUCUAAGACCUCCACGCCCCGCCCCUUCCUUUGUGGGGACAGAUUUAAGGGGUUUUCUAUUCCUCCAUAAGUGUGGCAGUGACGUCCCGUAGAGGAGCCUUGAGGGGACACGUAGGACUCCAUCUGCCCUUCGGACGACCCAGCAGAGCGCCUGCUCGCCCACGUGGGCAGCCACCACACGUACAAGCCAGACGUCUUCCCUCAGCGGAUGACUCUACAGUACUCCCCCUGUGUACAUAGACUUCUCUUUAUUUUUCCCAAGACGAUCAGGGGAAAUGCUUCUGCCACGACAAAAAUUAAAAGGACAUUUUUGAUAGUCA
Messenger RNA from Monodelphis domestica (gray short-tailed opossum), 6285 nucleotides. NCBI's taxonomy places the organism in Eukaryota, Metazoa, Chordata, Mammalia, Didelphimorphia, Didelphidae. The record is from RefSeq and is a predicted model, not a curated record.